Miniopterus natalensis is the source of this 2497-nucleotide messenger RNA. Lineage: Eukaryota; Metazoa; Chordata; Mammalia; Chiroptera; Miniopteridae. The record is from RefSeq and is a predicted model, not a curated record.
ACCGCGACGGCUGUCAGAGCGGCACAGCGGCCGGCGGGGCUGCCAUGGAGCGUCAGCGCUGGCUGCCGCUGGAGGCCAAUCCGGAGGUCACCAACCAGUUUCUCAAACAAUUAGGUCUACAUCCUAAAUGGCAGUUUGUUGAUGUAUAUGGAAUGGAUCCUGAACUCCUUAGCAUGGUACCACGACCAGUGUGUGCAGUGUUACUUCUCUUCCCUAUUACAGAAAAGUAUGAAGUAUUCAGAACAGAAGAGGAGGAAAAAAUAAAAUCUCAGGGACAAGAUGUUACAUCAUCAGUAUAUUUCAUGAAGCAAACAAUCAGCAAUGCCUGUGGAACUAUUGGACUGAUCCAUGCUAUUGCCAACAAUAAAGACAAGAUGCAUUUUGAAUCUGGAUCAACCUUGAAAAAAUUCCUGGAGGAGUCUGUGUCAAUGAGCCCUGAAGAACGAGCCAGAUACCUGGAGAACUAUGACGCUAUUCGAGUUACUCAUGAGACCAGUGCCCAUGAAGGUCAGACUGAGUCCUCCUCGCCAUCCUCAUCACAGCCUCAUUGUAGCCACUGCAGAACGAAGGCCUCAUCAUUGUGUCACCAUGCAUCCCUGCCCUGGGUCAAACGUAACCAUGUAGACCCCGCAAAGGCUGCCAGUCCAUCUCUCCGUCUUCGUCGCUGGCGACCCUUCUUACGCCUACCAUCUUUGGGUCUCCAUUCUGUUGUAAGUGUAGUCAAUCUUCUGUCUCUUCUUCCAGUGACAAGGGCAGUCCAUUUUUUCCCUUAAACUUCUUCAGUCUUCAAAGUGCUUUUCUCUUGGUUCACUCAACCAUUAGCUUUUUCUCCCCCAAUAAGAUUGCAAGCAUACCUCCAUGCUUUGCAGUCUAGCUUGACUUUCACCAAUGCCUUGGUGAACAUCCAUCUUUCCACUCCAUGUCCUGCCAACAUAAAAAUGCCUGCCUUUUGAUGAGUACCUUUUGAUGCCUGCCUUUUGAUCGACAUUCAUGAUAAUGUUUAAGUUCCUAUCAGUUGUUAAAGUGAAUGUGUAUUCUCUUACCCUUCAUCUUUCUGAUUUCAUUUAGUUGACUCAGGUCAACAAAUGCUGUGUACCUUCUGAGUUCUAUACUAUCUCUUACUUUUUUCCCCUCCAUGUUUCUGAACAUGACUUUCGUCUUUUGUCAUGCUCUGGGGUGCUUUACUUAUUCUAUCCUUAAUCUAAUCCUUCAUGGUGUAGGGUGUUUCAUCUAAGCUAUUUUAUUCCCUGAGGUGGCUCAGGUACUUGGUUUAAUCUUGAUCCAAUCUUCCCUUCCUAUUCAGUUUCUAAACAUCUUUCCAAGUAGGAGGCGAAGAUUUUUACCUUGUGAAUUGAUGUAGGCGUCCCACAAAUUUUAGGAUUUCUCCUUCUUAGGUAGAUAAUAUUAGCAAACUAUUAAAAAGUACAUAUGUUCUUGUAAUCUUGUUAAUUUUCUUAAAUGUUGAGGUUGAUGGAAUUCUAAUUAUUUUCAUAAUUGAAAUAAACCGCAGGAUUCGGCAAAUACAGCUCUUAUCUUUCUGAUGUUUUAGACUGUUAGUGGCAAUGACUAUGGGUUGGUAGAACCUACCUAAAAAUAUUAUAUCUGAGAGAUUUGGUGUAUGCCAUACAUUUAUAAGAAACUUGACAGUUCUAUAAAUCAUCAUGACUUUCGAAGCCAGAGGAAGUCUAAUUACACAUACAUUUAAUGCUUUAAAAAAAAGUUGGUGUCAAACAUUCUUUCCUCCCCUUAUUUACUCUUCUAGAGUCAUACUCAAAUUAUGAAGUGGAGUCAUGGCACUUUUCCUUAAACAUCUGCUUCCACCAAAUAUCAGUAUGGUCAUCAAAAGAGCUUUUGAUUUUUGCUGAGUAUCAGCAAACUAGUGUGUCUCUGUUUCAUUAUCCUCAUUGGGUCACAGUGUGCAUUUGUCAUUUUUAUUCAUUUAUCAUUUGAUAUUCGUUGCUUCCUUGGUGUGCUAAUUUGUACAGUAGGAGAUAUAAGGUGAAUUAAAUGAUCAGAGUAAAACUCUAAUUUUGUAAAUUCUGACUUGGGCACAGUUGAUUCUAAGUAUAAAUAAAUUCCUUUGUACUUAAAAAUAUUCUAAACAUAAAUGAAUAUGUCAUAAAAAUUGGUUUUUCCAGGUUUAUGUUUUUAUAUAAUGUUUGCUCCAUAUUAAUUCCAUUGCUUUAUAACUUCAUAAGUAUUUUCACAGACUAGUGGUUAAGAACAUGGAUUCUAGAAUGGUACUGCCUGGAUUUGAAACCAAGUUCCAUCACUUAGGUGCUUUGUGAUCUAGAGCAUGUUACUUAAUGUUUCUGUGCCUCAGUUUUCUUGAGAGUAAAAUGGGUAUAAUUAUAUUACCUACCUUGUAGAGUUUAAAUGACAAUUAAUUAGUCAGUACAUAUAAAGCACAUAUAAAGCACUUAUAACUUAGUGCCUGUUACAUAGUAAGUGCCAUACAAUUAUAAAUUAAAUUUAAACUGUACCUUUUUAUAAUUUG